AUGAUUGCAGGUUUAGAAUUGGCACAAGAGCUCAGAAUAGAGAAGGUCAUAAUCAAAAGCGAUUCACAGCUCAUGGUUAACCAAAUGCAGGGGACUUAUACAGCUAGAGAAGCAAAGAUGCAACAAUACCUAGAAAAGAUACCAAGGGAAGAGAAUGUCGAGGCAAAUGCUUUAGCUAAUCUUGCAUCCGCUGCGGAAGUAACAAAUGAAGAAAACGCUUCCGUAAUACAUUUAUUUCAUUCAGUGCUUGAUCAAGAUAAAAACGAGUUAAAUUACAAUGACCUAACUUGGGAUUGGAGAAACGAGAUUGUCAAUUUUUUGCAGUACGGAAUAUUACUUGAAGAUAAUAAAAAGGCUCAGGCACUUCACCAAAAGGCUGCUCGUUACUGUUUAAAUCAGGGCAAUUUAUAUCGGAAAAUGUUCGGUGGCCCCCUAGCAAGAUGUCUCGGGCCUUCUCAAACGGAAUAUAUGAUGAGAGAAAUACACGAGGGACAUUGUGGAAAUCACGCUGGAGGAAGAUCUUUGGUAAAAACCAUAAUUAGAGCUGGCUAUUAUUGGCUAAAAAUGGAAGAAAAAGCGGAGAAUUUUAUGGCUAAAUGUGACAAGUGCCAAAGAUAUGGCAACAACAUGCAUCGACCAACUGAAUUAUUACAUCCAGUCAUUACACCAUGGCCUUUUAUGAAGUGGGCGAUGGAUAUCGUAGGUCCACUUCCACAAGCCAAAGUGGCCAAUGGACAAGUUGAAUCAACAAAUAAAGUUAUUAUCAACAACUUAAAGAAAAGACUAGAAGAGUCAAAGGAUAAGUGGCCAGAAGUACUACUUGGAGUCUUGUGGGCUUACCGAACAACAGCAAAAACAAGUACGGGAGAAAUACUGUUUUCACUUGUAUACGGAGCUGAAGCCUUAAUUCCAGUCGAAAUAGGGGAGCCAAGUACGAAAUAUACUCAAGCUACUAAAGAGUCGAAUGAAGAAGAGAUGCGAGUAAAUUUGGAUUUACUUGAAGAAAGGAGGGAAACUGCCUUAAUAAAGGUGGCAACGCAAAAACAAGUUAUUGAGCGGUAUUACAAUCGGAAAGCUCGUCUCGAAUACUUCAAGAUUGGGGACUACGUACUCAAGAAAGUUUUCCAAUCCACGAGGGCAGCCAAUGCAAGGAAGUUAAGUCCAAAUUGGGAAGGGCCUUACAAGAUUCACGGUAUCGCAGGAAAAGGUGCAUACAAGCUUGAAAUAUUGGAUGGCAAGAUUCUACCUUCAAAUUUGAAUGUUGUUCAUCUAAAGAAGUACUAUUUCUAA
Messenger RNA from Nicotiana tabacum (common tobacco), 1290 nucleotides. Lineage: Eukaryota; Viridiplantae; Streptophyta; Magnoliopsida; Solanales; Solanaceae. The record is from RefSeq and is a predicted model, not a curated record.